UAUAUUAAUGGCAGAAUACGUCACGAGAAUUCCUCCAAACUAAUUCAUUCAUGUUUUGGAUUAAAAUACAAACACAGCAAGGUAAUGAUAUUCCAAGAAAAAUUUUAGGCUUGAAGUUGGCCCACAUACUUUCAUUCGAAAGGAGCAUGAAAGUAUUAUAGAAGGUCCAAGCAAAAUGAUUAGUUUACCACCUAAGACUUAUUGCAAGAUUUAGAAUCCAAUCCUAAGAGAUAAUAAAAAUUCGCCAGUCAAGAAUGCUUAUGGAGAAGUUGAAAUUUAAAGGGGGGAAAUAGAGUUCAGAACAGCUGAUGAUUAUCCAGACCCUUUUCCUUUGUUCCCUGGUAAUGUUUAAACAUAACAACAAUUUAGGGGAAAAAUUGGAAGGCAAAGUAGAAACAUUACUUAUUGUCUAACAGAAUACAGCAUUGAGGUUAGUUGCCAUCAGGGAUUUCGUUGCAGAUGGAAAAUAGAAAUAGGCUGGAGAAGAAUGGUAUUUUUUUCAUUUAAACAUAAUUUAGGCAACGCAACGGACCAUUUACUUACUAUCCAAGAGCAGAAGAGUAGAUAGUCGAAAUUGUAAAGGCAGAGGUCAUUAAGCCAAAUUAGGCUUUAAAACUAAAGGCAACAUAAACAUUUAUUGAUAAAAAUGGCAAGGAAAGAAGAGCAGGGUAAUUAGAGAUUUUAUCUUUAUAUUAGAUAAGAAUGGCUCAUCAGAACGACAGGUUCUUAUUUGCCAGACACAUUCGAAAGAGUAUCUGAAGUAGUAAGAGGAGUAGUACUUACAGACAAAGUGUGCGUUCAUCUAAGAGCACUUAAUGAGUUCACUGAUGUUUAUGGUAUAUAGAGAAAACCUGGAAAUGAGUGGAUUGUCACUAAUAAGUAAGCAUAAGUUCAUAUCACGGAUGUCUAUGAAUAACUAGUUGCUGUUGAAUAAGCUAUUACUCUUGGAUCAAGAAAUUAUUGUAUUAUUCUUAAUCCUUAUAAUCCAAAACUCUAAUAAAAUGAUUGGGGAAUUCAAGUGUUGAUCAAAGGAGAGACAACUUUCUUUUUACAACCAGGAGAAGAAUUAUUAGGGGGCAAAAUCGAGGAUGUAUGGAAUUUUACUAAAAUAAGAUUGUUAUAUUAGGCGAAGAAGAAGCUCUUUUGGUUUAGGCCAUUUACGACCAUUCCGAAGAUGACGGACAAUUCAGAAAAGCUGGUUAGAGAUGGAUCAUUAGAGGCCCUAGAGAAUACAUUCCAGGAGUUAAAAUCAAGGUGAUAGAAAAGAGAAGAGCCAUUCCUUUGGAUGCAAACGAAGGUAUCUAUGUCAGAGACAAUCGUACUGGAGAAGUCAAAGAGUAAUAUUCUUCAUUUCAUUUCUAGAAUCAAAGGAAAAACCUAUCUUUUGGAAGCACAUGAAUCCUUAUGGGAGAAGCACUUACCUGAAAAUGUUGAAAUUCUCGUUUAAAGAGCUUCAACUGGAUAACCAUACGUUCCUCCGUCAGUGUAAGCAUCUGGAAAAAUCGCUUAUAAUUUUGAAUCAGAAUAACUCAAGCCAAGGGACAAAACCAAAAUCAUUUCAUUCAAAGCACCCCACAAUUCUGCCAUCCAAUUAUAUGACUACAAACUCAAGAAGUCAAGAGUAGUUUUUGGACCAGAUCUUGUGAUGCUUGGACCUGAUGAAUAAUUUACAGUCAUUAAAUUAUCAGGUGGAAAGCCUAAGGCUGAAAACCUCAUCCAAACCUUAACUUUAAGUUUAGGCCCCGAUUUUAUGACUGAUUAAUUGAUUGUAGAGACAAGCGACCAUGCAAAAUUAAAACUAACUCUCAGUUAUAAUUGGCAUUUUAAAGUAAAUAAGGAUGAUCCUAAUGAUGCUUAAAAAUUAUUUGGAGUUAAAGAUUUUGUUGGCGAUGCUUGUAAAUCAAUUGCUUCUAGAGUAAGAGGAGCAGUUUCUUCUAUUACAUUUGAGGAUUUUCAUAACAACUCUAGCGUCAAAAUUAGGGAAGCUGUUUUUGGAAAGGAAGGAAAUGAAAUUAGAACAUCAUACACCUUUGAAGCCAACAAUUUAGUCAUUACAUCUGUGGAUAUUUAAGGCUAAGAGAUCACAGAUGAAGCAACUAGAAGGUAAUUGAGUCAGAGUAUCAAUUUGGCAAUAGAAAUCAGUUCAAAGAGUUAAGAAAUGCAAUCUAGACAUUAAGCUUCAAAGUUAGAAUAAGAAGCUAAAGGGCAAUUAGGGAGAUAAAAACUCCUUGAUUAAGCUAAGGCAGAAGAAACAAAAAUCGAGUUAUUAAAACAAUAAGCAUAGAGUGCCAAAGUUAGAGCAGAAGGAGAGGCUGUAGCUAGAGCAAUAGCUGAAACUAUGGAAAAGAAGAUCAAAGCCGAAGCAGAAGUCAACUAAGCUGAGCUAAGAUCUAAAGCUUUGUAAAUUGAAUAAGAAGCUUUGUUAGAACAACAAAGAUAAGAAUAAGAGGCAGAGUUAAAUUAUCAGAGAGUAAUAAUAUUAAAUGUUAUGUUUAGUAACUUAUUGAAUUGGAAAUCAAAAAAGCAAAAGAAUUAUCCGAUAUUGAGAUAAAGAAAUUCAAGCAAUAAAUCUAAGCUAUUGGAAAAGAAACUAUAAUAGCUAUGGCUAAAGCUGGACCAGAAACUAAAGCUAAAUUAUUAGGAGGGUUAGGACUUAAAGGAUUCUUGGUUACAGAUGGCAAAAAUCCUAUUAACCUAUUUAAUACAGCCAACGGAUUUAUUGGGGAAAAUCUAAAAUGA
This is a messenger RNA of Paramecium octaurelia, 2739 nucleotides long. The record is from the annotation of a GenBank genome assembly. NCBI's taxonomy places the organism in Eukaryota, Ciliophora, Oligohymenophorea, Peniculida, Parameciidae.